AUGAAGUACGUUUCCUACACCAUCGACCCGGGUGGUGAUGUCGAGCUUGUCCUCAAACAGCCAAACUCUCAGCAACUCAUCCCCUUUGUUCCCUCCGAUGAGCAUGCCGACGAGUAUGAGGAUCCUAUGAAUGAGCCAACCGUCGCUUAUCCUGACCUAGCUGCAAGAUAUCACGUCUUCGAUGAUCUUCUCUCUCCUGCUGAAGCUAAAAAAGAUCCUAGUCCCCUUGGCCACAGAUUCAACGCCCUCGUAAGCACCAUCAAAACUCGACGCCCUCCCAAGGCCAGAACGCCUCUCGAGGGUGAAGUGCGCAUGCGAGUAUCUUCCCGGCAUCUGAUUCUUGCAUCCCCCAUGUUACGAGCUAUGCUUGAAGGGCCCUGGAAAGAGAAAUCGUCGACUUCUUCCUUUUUCGGAACACCGCUCCGUCUAGUCACGGCCUCGCGUUGGGAUGCGGUGGCAUUUGCUAUCGUGGUUGAUAUCGUCCACGGCCGGCAUGGAGUGGUGCCUCGCAUCGUCGAUCUCAAGCUCAUGACUCGUAUCGCUACCAUAGUCGAUUUCUAUGCAUGCCAUGAGGUUGUCAAGAUCUUUUCCGAAACAUGGUACCAGAAUAUCGGCACCGAGUUUGAGGACGAGUAUUCCAAUCAGGCUCUCAUGUGGCUAUCUGUUUCUUCGGUCUUCCUCAACCAAGAAAUCUCGGGCAGAGUGGCCCGGAAUAUCCUUAAGCACAUGGGAAGCCCUCAGCUGAGUACCGAUCACCUUCCAAUCAAUGGAGUUCUAGCCAAGAUUGAAAACAAACGACAAGAGCUCAUUGGAACCAUUGUGUCAGAACUUCAAGACCUUCGCAACACUCUUCCCAACUCAGACUUUCUCUGCGACUGGCACAACUACCAUGACCCGACAUGCCACUCUAUCGCACUGGGCAUUUUGGAGCGAGAGCUGGACCGUGUUGGAGCAAGCAAGCGCCCCCUUGAGCCCCCUUUCAACGGUUACACUGUCGCGAGCAUGAUUCAACUGGUCAAUGACAUCCCUGAGUCGAUUGCAGCUACGACCCCGGGGUAUGAACACUAUCACGAUGUGUCGGUGUGCAGUGUCAGGGGAAGAAUGAGGCAUGUUCUUGGAAGAGUCAAGGCUGAGAUGGAUUCUUGGACUCUUGAUUUGAAGAUGGAUGGUCGAGGUGGUUGA
Fusarium subglutinans is the source of this 1182-nucleotide messenger RNA. RefSeq lists its product as uncharacterized. Bases 1 to 1182 code for a protein of 393 amino acids. The transcript is spliced from 2 exons. The record is from RefSeq and is a predicted model, not a curated record. NCBI's taxonomy places the organism in Eukaryota, Fungi, Ascomycota, Sordariomycetes, Hypocreales, Nectriaceae.